Molecule: messenger RNA, 927 nt
Organism: Drosophila bipectinata
Lineage: Eukaryota; Metazoa; Arthropoda; Insecta; Diptera; Drosophilidae
Source: RefSeq, a predicted model, not a curated record
AAUAGAAAAAUACAAAAAAAAAUUGCAAGUGACACCUUUGGAACUGGAGGCCAAUGAAGAGCUCAGAUCAGAUGCAGGGCCAGGGUGAUAUAAUCUCAGAUGGCUUCGCCAUUGAAUCUGAAUCCGCGCCGAAAACUGCCCCUCCGCCAUCAUGGGUGGAAUGGUGUGAACGCAACUCGAAGCCUACAUGCAGAGCGGUGUCCCCGACCCCACGGAAACUCACCAAAUGGCAGAAGCGGGGUCCGAUGAGCAAGAAGGAUUGGAAACACUUCAGCGCCUGGGCGGCAACUCGGGCCAUGCCCCGGGAGCGAGCUGAGGUUGAGCCAACUCCGUUGCCCUGUGCCGCCAAAUACCUGCCAUGCUACAAGUGGGGAAGAAAACCCUUGGAUCCGGACGAACGCCAAGAAAAGUUGGAAACGCUAUCCACACCCCGCACCAUCACCGAGAAGUAUGCUAGGAUCUACAAUCCUCCAGCCUACUCCCCGGCGAUUGUGUGGGGUCGACCGCCUCACCGGGACCCCGGAAGGCCAUUCAAGCCUCCCUACGUUCCCGAAUGUUUCCCAACCGAGGAGGUCGAAGCCGAUUUCUGGGCUCAGUUGCGUUUUCCCAUUCGUCCGGCUGCCCUCCUAGGUUUGGCCAGCCCCCGAAUCGUUAGUCUGGCCAAGCCACGCGAGUACCCACCUAUUCCACACUGUCUCAUCCCGGAAAGACCAUUGGCUCCCUUGGAGGAGCCACCGCCGCCGCGCAAGAAGUUCACCCGCAGUGGAUGGCGCCACCACCAGAUUCGGCUGAUGUACCUCGCCAAACCGAUCACCAGGCCGUCCUAUGACUACUUCUACAUGGCGUGAGUCAAGGUUGCUGCUUUUGGUUCUAUCAUGUUUUUGCCAAAUUAUGAAUAUUUUCUUUCGGAAUAAUAAUUUUAUUUAC